Molecule: messenger RNA, 2269 nt
Organism: Zonotrichia albicollis (white-throated sparrow)
Lineage: Eukaryota; Metazoa; Chordata; Aves; Passeriformes; Passerellidae
Source: RefSeq, a predicted model, not a curated record
UGCUGGACCAGCUCCUGCCAGAGCUCAGCGUUCUGCUCAAGCUGCUGGACCACGAGUACCUGAGUGCCACCACGCAGGAGAAGAAGCUGGCUGUGUCCACCAUCGUGCAGAAGCUGCAGCCGCCUGCAGGGAAGGAUGUGGGCUACAUGUACGUCAACACAGCGUCCCUGGGCAAUGGCACCAGCUUCGUGGAGUCCCUGUUUGAGGAGUUCGACUGUGACCUGCGGGACCUGCAGGACAUGCAGGAGGAGGAGGAGGGGGACACCAAUGACACUGCUGGCUCGGAGCUGGCAGGGGCCCCGACAGCCAAACCUGUUCCUGUGGAUGCUGCUCCUCCUCUGCCCACCACUCCCCCUCCUGAGGAUUACUACGAGGAAGCUCUGCCCCUGGGCCCCGGCAAGGCCCCCGAGUACAUCACGUCCCGCAACAGCUCCAGCCCCCCCAACUCCAUCGAGGACGGCUAUUACGAGGAUGCAGACAGCAGCUACCCCGUCACCAGGAUAAACGGGGAGCAGAAGAGUUCCUACAAUGACUCGGAUGCCAUGAGCAGCUCCUACGAGUCCUAUGACGAGGAGGAGGAGGAGGGCAAGGGCCAGCAGCUGACACACCAGUGGCCCUCGGAGGAGGCCUCCAUGAACCUGGUGAAGGAUUGCCGGAUCUGCGCCUUCCUCUUGCGCAAGAAGCGCUUUGGGCAGUGGGCCAAGCAGCUCACCAUCAUCCGGGAUGGCAAACUGCUGUGCUACAAAAGCUCCAAGGACCGGCAGCCACACGUGGAGGUGCCCCUGCCCACCUGCAACGUCAUUUACGUCCCCAAGGACGGGCGGCGCAAGAAGCACGAGCUGCGGUUCUCGCUGCCGGGCGCCGAGGCGCUGGUGCUGGCAGUGCAGAGCAAGGAGCAGGCUGAGGAGUGGCUCAAGGUGAUAAAGGAAGCCAGCAGCCCAGCAGCAGGCGGGAUGGAAGCCCCCACCUCCCCAGUGAUGCCGUGCAAGAUGGAGCUGGACAAGCGGCUGUCCCAGGAGAAGCACACCUCAGACUCAGACAGUGUGGCCAUGGGGGACACCGGGUCCCCAGCCAGCCGCAGGGAGCACGGCGAGCAUGGGAAAGGCAAAAAGAGCGGCCUGGCUGACCUGAAGGGCUCGAUGAGCCGGGCAGCGGGGAAGAAAAUCACCAGGAUCAUCAGCUUCUCCAAGAAGAAGCCAUGCCCUGAGGACACCCAGACCUCCUCCACCGAGGAGGAGAUCCCCUGCUGCGGCUACCUGAGCGUGCUGGUGAACCAGUGCUGGAAGGAGCGCUGGUGCCGCCUCAAGGGGAACACGCUGUACUUCCACAAGGACCGCUGGGACCUGCGCACCCACGUCAACGCCAUCGUGCUGCGGGGCUGCGAGGUGCUGCCCGGCCUGGGCCCCAAGCACCCCUUCGCCUUCCGCAUCCUGCGCCACGGCCACGAGGUCACGGCGCUCGAGGCAAGCUGCUCUGAAGACCUGGGCCGCUGGCUGGGUCUCCUCUUGGUGGAAACAGGCUCCCAGACAGCCCCAGAGGCCUUGCACUACGACUAUGUGGAUGUGGAGACCAUUGCCAACAUCGUGACGGCCGUGAGACACUCCUACCUGUGCCAACCAGUACAGGUACGGCAAGAACCGGGCCGAGGAGGACGCCAGGCGGUUCCUGACGGAGAAGGAGAAGCUGGAGAAGGAGAAGGCAUCGAUCCGCAGCGAGCUGAUGCUGCUGCGGAAGGAGAAGCGGGAGCUGCGGGAAGCCUUGAAGGGCAGCACGGGGCAGAAGCUGCAGGAGCUGGAGCAGCGGGUGGCGGAGCUGGAGGAGCGCUGCCGGCAGAAGGAGCAGUCGCGGGUGGAUCUGGAGCUCAAGCUGACCGAAGUGAAGGAGCAGCUGAAGCAGUCGCUGGCAGGAGGGCCGGCCCUGGGGCUGGCCGUGACCAGCAAGGCUGAGAAUGGGGAAACUACAAACAAGCCAAACGGGAGCCCCCCCGAGCACUUGGUCCCUGUGAACUGUGCGGCAGAGCUGAGGAAGAGGAGCCCCUCCAUCAUCCCUGCCAACACGGGGAGCGUGCUGCAGAAAGCCAAGGAAUGGGAAAAGAAGCAGACUUAAGUCAGCCUGCCAAGCCCUGAACUCACAGUGGGGAUCACGAGGAGCUGCCAGCCCCCUUUCUCUGAGACACUGGGAGGGUGCUGGGAAGGCGUGGUGGAAGAGCCGCUCUGCCAGCCCCACCACCAUGGCACCACCACCACCAUAAACCAGGGGAAGGGGACGG